Messenger RNA from Crotalus tigris (Tiger rattlesnake), 499 nucleotides. Its product is annotated as zinc finger protein 75A-like. The record is from RefSeq and is a predicted model, not a curated record. The transcript has a single exon. Gene Ontology annotation, biological process: regulation of transcription by RNA polymerase II. NCBI's taxonomy places the organism in Eukaryota, Metazoa, Chordata, Lepidosauria, Squamata, Viperidae. The annotation marks the transcript as partial. Gene Ontology annotation, molecular function: RNA polymerase II cis-regulatory region sequence-specific DNA binding; DNA-binding transcription factor activity, RNA polymerase II-specific.
UUCAGUCAGAAUUCCAGCCUUGUGACACACCAGAGAACUCACACAGGAGAGAAACCCUUUGAACGUCCUGAUUGUGGGAAACGUUUCAAUGAGAAUUCCAAGCUUGUGAGACACCAGAGGAUUCACAUGGGGGAGAAAUCUUUCAAAUGUUCAAUCUGUGAACGUUACUUCACUCAUAAAUCAUCCCUUAUUGCACACGAGGAAAUCCAUAUGAGGCAAAAGUUGAAGAAUUUAGAGAAGGCUUGAAAUUCAUUUAUGAUCUCCCAUUGAAACUGUAGGUGAGAAAAUGACUAUUUGAAUUGUGUUCUGAAUGUGUUUACUCAAACAUGUCUCAGGACUAGACUUGUAGGUGGAGAGAAAAGGAAAAUGGAAGAGGGCUAACUAACAAUUUCUGGUUAUCAGCAGCAGGUACUGGAUCUUUUGUUGAAGUUGUGGAUUUCCUCAAAAAGGCUUCUGGGUGGUAGUUUUGUAUAUUGAUUAUAUAAUUCCCACAUGUGGA